Oncorhynchus gorbuscha (pink salmon) is the source of this 2318-nucleotide messenger RNA. RefSeq names its product solute carrier family 15 member 4 (gene slc15a4). Lineage: Eukaryota; Metazoa; Chordata; Actinopteri; Salmoniformes; Salmonidae. Gene Ontology annotation, molecular function: transmembrane transporter activity. Gene Ontology annotation, cellular component: membrane. The transcript is spliced from 9 exons. The coding region runs from base 177 to 1928 and encodes 583 amino acids. The record is from RefSeq and is a predicted model, not a curated record. Gene Ontology annotation, biological process: oligopeptide transport; transmembrane transport.
GUCAGUUUCAUUACAGUUACGCGAGUAGUUAGCUUGCUAGAUAUUCUCUUUUCUGAACACAUUGAUUUAGUGUCAGGUCGAGCAAGAAAACUUUUAGGAUAGGAGGCUAAAUGGCAGACGUUGGAACGUGUGUCAUUCAUUAAAGUGAACAUUUCAAGUCAACAAGUCAGCUGAAGAUGGCCAGCAGGAAUGCCAGUGAGAGCACCCCUCUUUUGGACAGCAGCUCUGUGACUGUGAACAGGCCUGUGUCAGUGUUCCAGGGCAGAAGACUGGCAUGUGCGACUAUUCUGCUGGCAGAGUCAUUGGAACGAGUGGCAUUCUAUGGCAUCACUUCCAACCUGGUCCUUUUCCUCAACAGUAGCCCAUUUUAUUGGGAGGGAACUCAGGCCAGCCAGGCACCACUGAUGUUCAUGGGGGUUACAUACCUGAUCUCACCAUUUGGUGGCUGGCUGGCUGAUGCAUAUCUGGGAAAGUUCUGGACAAUUGCUGGCAGUUUGAUCCUGUACUUUCUUGGCAUACUGUUUUUCCCAUUUAUCGCAAGUACAGACUCCCAGAAUACCCUAUGUGGUGAUGAAAUGGCAUUUCCAGUGCAACCGGCUGAGUGUUUGAGCACAAACAGUACCCUUCCAAGCAAUGUGACCUGCCCCACACGGGCACCUUACUGCGGGCCAGUGAUCUACACUGCCCUUGUUCUCAUUGCCCUUGGUGUGGGAACAGUGAAAUCCAACAUCACUCCAUUUGGGGCAGACCAGGUAAAAGAUCGUGGCCCAGAGGCCACUCGCAGGUUCUUCAACUGGUUCUACUGGUGCAUCAACCUAGGGGCCAUCUUGUCCCUAGGUGGCGUGGCUUACAUCCAGCAGAACAUCAACUUCCAGUUGGGGUACAUCAUCCCAGCCGUGUGCCUGGGUGUCUCCUUCCUGGUGUUCCUGCUGGGGCGUACAGUCUUCAUCAACAAGCCAGCUGACGGUAGUGCCUUCACUGAUAUGUUCAAGAUCCUGGGUUACGCCUUCUGCACUGCACAGCCCAAAGAGCCCAACCUGCUACGGGCUAAACCGACUAUACUGGACGGUGCCAAGGUGACAUAUGGAGGGAGAUUCCCUGAGGAGAAGGUGGAGGAGGUGAAAGCAAUGCUUAAAGUUCUCCCGGUGUUCUUUGCUCUUAUCCCAUACUGGACUGUUUACUUUCAGAUGCAGACAACAUAUUUCCUCCAGAGCCUACAUCUAAGGAUUCCUGACACCAGCACAGGCACCAACAGCAGUGACGGCACCCUCCAGAUCACAUUCCGCUUCCCUGCCGCCUGGCUGACAAUGUUCGACGCAGUGCUUAUUCUCAUGCUGAUCCCUCUUAAGGACAAAGUGGUGGACCCCAUCCUCAAACGCAGAGGCCUGCUGCCCUCCUCCCUCAAGAGGAUCGCAGUGGGGAUGUUCUUUGUCAUGUGGUCAGCUGUGGCGGCUGGUAUACUGGAGACAAAACGACUUGAGAUCAUCAAAUCUAAUGGCACCAUCGACCAGGUCUUUGGCGACGUCAUCUACUACGCAGCAGAUCUGCCCAUAUGGUGGCAGGUGCCCCAGUAUGUGCUCAUCGGAAUCAGCGAAAUCUUUGCCAGCAUCGCAGGUCUGGAAUUUGCCUACUCAGCCGCCCCCAGGUCCAUGCAGAGUGCCAUCAUGGGACUGUUCUUCUUCUUCUCUGGGAUUGGUUCCUUCGUGGGCUCCGGCCUACUGGCCAUCGUCUCCCUCAAGGGGAUUGGCUGGAUGUCCUCCCACAAGGACUUUGGUAACAUCAAUGACUCCCAGCUCAACUACUACUUCUUCCUGCUAGCGGGGAUCCAGUGUGUCACCCUGCUGGUCUUCCUCAUCGUGUCGGUCAAAUAUGACAAACAGAAGAGUAGUAGAGCAGGAAGCCAAAGGCUGGGCAUCACUCCCUCUUGACCCCAGGACUGACCCAUGUCCAUCUGACUUCACCCUACCUGCCUUAGUGCAUAGUGGUUCGUGCCAAAACACCUCUGUGAUUUGGUAUGGGAUAGAGUUUUUAUUUUAUUUUUCCUCAAUGAGUUUUAAGACUAUUACAUUUUAAGGCAAAAAAAAUAAGUUUGGACACACCUACUCAUUCAAGGUUUUUCUUUAUUUUUUACUAUUUUCAACUUUGUAGAAUAGAAUAGUGAAGACAUCCAAACUACAAAUAAAUAAUUUCAUUGAGUAACCAAACAAGUGUUUAAACAAAUAUUUUAGAUCCUUCAAAGUAGCCACCCUUCGCCUUGAUGACAGCUUUGCACACACUUGGCAUUCUCUCAACCAGCUUCACCUGGAAUGCUUUUUCAA